UCGAAGUUUAUGAAGGUCAAAAAGCGUUUUUGAUGCAUCCUAGCCGAUCUCAGCCAGCCAGUCAGAGAGCCUCCACGCAUCUGGCUGCUGGCCAUUGGCGACUCUUCAUGCUGAGCAGCAAAAUGGCCGCCCGUCUACCGACUGACUCUACAGCGCUUUGAAAUUGAACAUUUCUGCAUAUUUUGCUUCACUCGGCAGCAACAAUAGUACUUCUUUACUAGCUAGUGGCAUGUUGUGGGUGUGUUUUCAUUAUAGUUCUCUUACUUGACGUAUCCGCUCAGGCGUCGCUGUUCUUGUCGUUUCGACGAAUGCCUCAGAAAGCUAAAAAGAAAAAACGCACUGAAGCACUUUAGCUAGUUAGCACGCUAGCUUUUCCUUAUAUGUGAUUGCUGAGAAGAAAAGAUUAUCACGACCGGAGCAGUAGUUCAUGGAAGACAAGAAAAGGAAAAAAGAAGAAAAAAGGAAAAGGGAAGCCUCUCAGAAGGUUACGGAACAAAAGAACAAAGUGCUAGAUUUGAGCAAGCAGACAUCUGCCCAUCCUCCUGCCACUCAGAGCAGCUCUGCCUCCCCCAGCCCUGGACCCACCCCCUCUGCAUCCCCAUCCCCAUCCACUUCAGGCUCUGGCAGUGCUGCCGCCCAGUCACAGGGUGGUAACAAUGCCAAGCGCCUCGCUGUGGCCAACGGACAGCCCACCUCCACCACCAGUUCUUCCUCUGCCACAGGCAGCUCAAGUGUUACAGGGAACGGGAAUACAAGUAGCGGAGGUGCGGCCCAGGCACCUCAGCAGCAACCUCGCUAUAUGCCUAGAGAAGUGCCGCCGAGAUUCCGCUGCCAGCAGGACCAUAAAGUGCUACUGAAAAGGGGUCAGCCACCACUGUCCUCCAUGCUGCUGGGAGGGGGAGGAGGAGGAGGGGAAGGCCCCAAUGCAAACAUAGCUGCUGUCCCAGAUUCUGGUGCAGCUCCCUCCUCAUUGGCCCUCACCUCAUCAUCAGUUGCUGCUUCUACCACUACUUCAAAUUAUGCAAAUUCCAUGUGGGGCGCAAGCUUAGGCAACCAGGCCUCCUCUCAGGGCAGGGAGAAGGUGAUUGUAGAUGGGAAUGACCUGGAAGAGUGGCCCAGCAUUGCUGGAAGUGAUGGAGGAGGAUCUUUCACUGUGGCUGGAGGGGGUGGCGGCGGAAGCAGCAGCAGCAGCAACAUCGGGAUGCCUGUGAACAGCACUAGUGCCUCUGGCAACCAAUCCUCACCCACUUCCCUGUUCUCUUUGCCCAAUGAAUGUAUGCAGUCGUCCAGUAGUGUGGCAUGGGGAACGGCUGCCUCCCAGGGCCCUCUUGGAGGAGGAAAUGCAGUAGCUUCAGCUGGGCCUGUGUUACAACAGUCCUCCUCAGUUUCCAAAGCCGCCGCUGUGCCAGGAAGCCAUGAUACCAGUGGCCUCGUUGAAGGCAGCAGUGGUAUUCCGGGUGCCAAUUUUAAUCCAAAUGCCAACCCUUCGGCCUGGCCUGCCUUGGUGCAACAGGAUGGGCCUGGUGUUGUAGGGGAAGGAGGUCCAUCUUCCUUCCAUCACCAGGGCUCUGGAGGGACUUUAUCUGCCAACAAUUCUGCUUCCGUAGGGCUAAAGGCUGGGGCAGUUGGGGUGCAAGGGAGUCAUCAAGCUUUGUCUGUGAAUCAAUCAAGUACUCAUCAGCACCAACUUCACCAAAUGCAAUCCAGAGACAGAGAGAUGGGAGGGGGGACGUGGGAUAGUGAAUCAGCGGGACCAAAAAUUGCAGGAGAGGAAGGAGUUGUGGGAGGAAUAGGAAGUGGUGGAGACCACAAUAUUUCUUCCUCAUGGAGAGGCCAGCCCUCUUAUCCUGCAUCUAACUCCAAAACGGGUGCCUCAAGGACUGAUGGAUGGGACGGCAGAGAAGGUGGCAUGGGGGCAUACAGAGCUGCUGAAGGGGAUAAUGGGUCAUCGGGUUGGGGUUAUCCUGGCCCCUCUAGCGCGGUUAAUGCUUGGGGUAGUGCUGGAACUGGGGCAAAUGAUAGUCACCCUAGGGUAUCUCAGGGAGGGUGGGGGACAUCAGGAGUAGAAAAAGGGGCUUCUAGUGUUGACUGGGGUGGGAAUUCCUCUGGCACUACUGGAACUAAUCCUGGAGACGUCACAGGAGGAGCCGGCAGUAGUAACAGCAGCAGUAGUGGAUGCAGCACAGCUGGCAAUCUACCCGUCACCUCAACUUCGAUGAACAGAGCUUGGGACAAUCAGAAGGGAGAGGGGGAUACAGGGGAAUGGAGUGAGGGAGGGCAUGGAGCAAGGGGAGGAUCUUUAUCCAGUGGUGGAAAUUCCAGAAGUGAAAGGGAAACUAACGGCAGCCGUCCGCGGCGUCCACCACCCGAUACUGAAGCUGCCUUACAGAACUUGCUCAGCCGCCCUGAUCUCGAUCCGCGGGUGCUAUCAAACACAGGCUGGGGCCAAACACAGAUCAGACAAAACACAGCUUGGGAUCUUGAUAAUCAAACCGAGCACAGUAAGAGUGCACACACAUCAACCUCUUCUAAACACCCAGUUUCUCUGGGAAAUUCUUCUCAGCAUUCAUCUGGACCCAGAAUCCUGAUUGGUGAUUCUAACGGUCCAGGAGUCCAACCUCCCUUGCUUUCAUCUGCUGGUUCCUGUGGAGAGGGCUGGGAGACGAGCAGCAGCAGCAGUAGCAGUGGGGGGGCCUCUUUAUCCGGAAGUGCACCUCCUCCUUCCGGCCCCGGAAUAAGUAAUAUUGGGGUCUCUCAAUCUGGUACAGUGAUCACAGCAGGUACUGGUGGUGGGUCAGGAUCCCUCGGGCAUAACCAGCAAGGAAAGGCUACUGGUUGGGUUGCAGCAGGAAUGGGUGCUGUGGAUAAUCAGGAGACCAAAGGGUGGGGUAGUGAGGAGUGGAGAACCAAUAGAGGAAAUGGAGGUGGUUGGGGUGGUCUGGGGCAACAAGGUAACCCUGUGAGUACAGGCUGGGGAGGGAAUGAAGAGAGGGGAGCAAUAGGGUGGAAAGAAAUGGGUGGGGAUGGGCGAGGAAGUGGCUGGGGCUCAGGGCAGAAGGUUGGGGCAGGUAGGGACUGGGGUGAGCAGGAGUCCAAAUCGAAUAGCAGCGGUGGUGGGUGGGAAGACGAACUGAAGAAUGGAGGCAGGAACUCAGGUGGGGAAUCAGGUGUGGGUGGUUGGGGAAACUGGGAUGAGGAUCCUCCACGGAGAUCCUGGGGUGUUGGGGGCACGGGGGCAGGGGGGAGUGGAUCAGUAAGUGUUUCUGGGUCCAAACCCCAUCAAAGCUGGAGUGGAGGAAAUAAAAUGCACCAGAUGCCAAACAGCCAGUCAGGCUCCAUCACAGGCCUACAGGCACAACUGCAACAAUCACAACCCCGCAAUCAGCCUCCACAGUUGCAUCAAGGAUUGGACCAAGGGGCUAUGCAAGGGGGUGGUGGGAGAAAACCAAUCUCUCAAGCCCAGAACCAAAGCUCAGGGUGGACCUCAGGGCCCAUCCCUGCUGGUCAUGGAAGUGGUUCUGAACCAAGUGGUUGGGAGGAACCUUCCCCACAAUCUUUAAGCAGGAAAAAUGAUAUAGAUGAUGGAACAUCAGCAUGGGGAGACCCAACCCAUUACAACUACAAGCCAGUUAAUCUAUGGGAUAAAAACAGCACCCCUGCUGGUCAGCAACCACAUGCUCAAGGGCAGACUCAACAACAACAGGGACCUCCACCUUCGACGCAGCUAAAUAAACCUGCUGCAGGACAUGGAGGCAGUCGGGACUUCAACACUGGUCACGGACAAGGAAAGACUGCUUCAAUAGGUACCUCAGGUUGGGGUGGUACACCUCCAGCUAGUCCCACAGUAGACAAUGGCACAGCUGCGUGGGGAAAGCCUACAGAUGCCACUUCUGGCUGGGGUGAACCUGAUGACACUGGGGGGAAAACAGGCUGGGGAAACCCUCCUCCCAAUCCGAUCAAAUCUGGAUCAAAGUCUAUGCAAGACAGCUGGGGGGACAAAGAGGGCUCUGUGACGGCUUCACGUCACUCGAGCUGGGAGGAAGAGGAGGAGGGUGGGAGCAUGUGGAACAGCACUGGCUCCCAGGGUAGUGGGUCGUCUUGGGGACAGGGUAGCAAUGGUGGCUGGGGACAUAGCCACAAUGUCAAGAAACCUAGCAACAAGGGGCCACUCAAGGUUGGCGGAGGGGAUUCCUGGAUCAGUCCAAUAAACAGACAAUUCUCUAAUAUGGGGCUGAUGAAUGAUGAUCCAAGCGGUCCAAACAUUGACCUGGCUCCAAGCACUCUCCAAGAGAAAAAGGUGGAUUUGGACAAAAGAGGCAUGGGAAUGAUGGAUUACAAUGGAGACAUGAGGAAAGGAAGAGGGGGAGGAGGUAGCAUGGCCUAUCGUUCACCCGUUUCCAAAGAGGCAGUGCCUGGGGAUGGAGUUUCUUUUUACGACAAGGGUAACCACAGCCUCCUUGGCAGUUGUGGAGGAAUGUCUCAGCCCAGGCACCAGCCCAAUGUUCCACCCAUGAACCAGUCCCCAGGGAUACGAGCACAAGUGCCUCAUCAGUUCCUGUCACCUCAGGUGCCAGGCUCCAUGCUGAAGCAGAUGCCCCCUCCUAGCGGGAGCGUGGGGGGUGUUGGCGGUGUGGGAGGAGUGGCAGGAGUCGGCAGCGGUGUGUUUCCUCCACAGCUGUCACCACAGCAUAUUGCCAUGCUCAGCAGCAUUUACCCACCGCACAUCCAGUUUCAGUUGGCUUGUCAGCUCCUCCUUCAGCAGCAACAGCAGCCACAACAGCAACUGCUACAAAACCAGAGGAAGUUCACACCAAACGUACGGCAGCAAGCUGACCCGCAACAGUUGGCCAGGAUCAUGGCAAUAUUCCAGCAACAACGCCAACAGCAGCAGGUCGGGAGUUUAGGUGGCAGCGUCAAGAUCUCUCCCUCCCACCAUGGUGGCAGUGGUGCCAAAUUACAUGGGUCUGAUUCCUUGGCCCAUCAGAGCCUGGCAGGAUCUGUUGCUGACCUGCACCCGAAAACUCUGGGACCCUACUCUGGCUUUAGUUCUGGUGUGAACCUCACAGGUCUGGACCUGGGUGGCCCUGUGGUGGGGGGGCCUGGAGGCAUGAAGGACAUGGGAGGUCAGCAAUCUCGUUUCAAAUGGAUGAUGGAGGGGCACUCCACCCUGGACACAUCCUCACCUGAAAAUGCAUUCCACAAAAAUGGUCCUGUUGGGCCCUUGAAGAUGCCGGGCAGCUCACCCUACUCACAGUACGACAUGAUUGUAGGAGACGCGCAAGGCAACACCAAUUGGCAUCGUACCCCUGGCAAGAUGAGUUCCAAGCCCACCACCACGCCCAGCUGGCCCCCUGAAUUUCAGCCCGGUGUUCCCUGGAAGGGAAUAGAUCGGAUUGACCCUGAAUCCGACCCCUACAUGACGCCAGGGAGCAUGAUGGGAAACACUGUCUCUCCCGGGCUCAGUGAUACUGAGCACCAGUUGUUACAAGACAAUACUGAUUCCAUCCCUCCCCUUAACACCUUACUGCCUUCACCUGGUGCCUGGCCCUACAGUGCCUCAGAUCCCCUAAACAACGCACACAACUCAGCAAAGUACACAGAUUAUAAGACUGGCUGGCCUCCCGAGCCCAUCGGUCACAAGUCUUGGAAAGCCAAUCGUGGCAGCAGCCAGGUGCAGCUUUCCCGCCCACCCCCAGGCUUGGCCAGUCAAAAGCAGAUAUCUUCUACCCCAUGGUCAGGUGGUGCCCCUCGACUGGCUGGAAGGGGAUGGAGCACUGGCUCAGGCACCGCCGGCUCGGCAUGGAGCGAUGGCAGCUCUCGGGAAAGUUGCUGGUUGGUGCUCAGCAAUCUCACACCACAGAUUGAUGGCUCCACGCUUAGAACCAUCUGCAUGCAGCAUGGUCCCCUGCUGACCUUUCACCUCGGCCUGACCCAGGGCAGUGCACUUAUCCGCUAUGGCUCCAAACAGGAAGCGGCCAAGGCUCAGAGUGCCCUCCAUAUGUGUGUUCUGGGCAACACCACCAUCUUGGCAGAGUUUUUGAGUGAGGAGGACGUGGCCCGAUACAUUGCACAUUCCCAGGCUGGAGGCUCGGGGAGUGGAGGCACCGUCACCAGCUCUGGCACCACGCCUGCGCCAUCCUCUGCGGUGGGGACUAACGGUAGCGGGAGUGAGCUUAGUGGCGCAGGAGGAGGGAGUGCAGGAGGAGGUGCAGAUGGAGGGUCUACAGCAGGAACGGCCGGACCCGUGGCAGCCGAAUCCACGUGGCAGAGUCUGGAAGGCACAGGCAGCUCGUCGGACCAGUCUGCCCCUGCCGCACCUGGCCUGGGCAUCUUCUCUCAGUGGAGCAGCAAUAGUGCCACGGUUGGUGGAGCUGGCGGAGUGGAGGCGGGUAGGCAAGGUUUGUGGGGGGGUAUGGGUGGCAUGAGCGGAGCAGGGUACCCCAGUAGUAGCCUGUGGGGUUCGCCAGGAAUAGAAGAUCGUCAUCAGAUGGGCAGCCCGGCCUCACUGCUGCCAGGAGACCUUUUGGGAGGGGGCGCCGACUCUAUCUGAAAGGCCCGCUUGUCAUGAUUACGUCAAAAAAAUUGUCCCAACACCUUGCUCUAUUUAUUUCCACACACAAAUGAUGUGAAUUGAAGCUACACUGGUCUCCCAUCACACAGGCUACAUGCAAUACAUUCUCUUAAUUUCACACAUGAAAUCAAACCUUAAAUGAAGACCACAGUGAAACUUGAAGCGGGGGGGACCCACCUGAACUGAACUGGGUAGUUCUGUCUUUUUACUCCACGACCCGCUCACUCAGGCAUGUACUGUAGACGGGCUCAGCUGAGUCCUCCAUGUCAACAUGUUUAGCUCUCGCUGUUCUUUGUGUGCCACAGUUGUCUUCCCCGCCGCCUCCUCCUCCUCCCCCUCCCGAGCCCCUCUUUUUCGUAAUUUAAUGUCGACGACUUGCAGACUGAGCCUUCUUAGACCUGGUCUACUUCUCUCUAACGCUCUCAUAUUUGGAAGCUUUGAAAGUGACAUAAGGAUCCGGAGUGUGUAGAAAAACUGGGGACGACGGCGCCGCAGUAUCAACUGGACCAGUGGAAAGCUUUUUAGAGAAGUAGAGGAGCAUUUUAACUCUGAACAGACACCUCUACCUUUAGUGGAAAUGCCAUCAACAUAUGGGGCCCAGGGUUAAAAAAAAAAAAAAAAAAAAAAAAAAGGAAAAAAACCUAAACAUUAGCCAAACUUGCACUAUAUGCCUCUGGGGUUUAUUGUUGAGUCAUCCAAUAAAAUUCCCUCCACAACUCUAGACACUGACCUUACAGGACGACUUGUAAUGUUACAUCAGCAGUGGCCUUGGCCCACCUCCCCAGAUACAUAUUCAUUCAUACAUACACACACACACACACCACAUACACACUGCUCUUACGUUUGACAAGCAAACUUAUCUCCUUAUGGAUGUACAUCAGUUCUCUCUCCGUUUGAAGAGAAAAACGUGAAACUUUGUAGAGAUCGUUUUGUUCCCCAUUCAAACACUGACCUCGCUAUAUAUUUUUUUGUUUUUGUUAAAGAAAUCAAGUUGGUUGUUGUUCUAUAUUGUCCUGAUGUUAAUGACGACUACGGUCACUUAUUUACUCGCUGUUCAAGGUGCCCUCCUUGCCUGCCUUGUGUGUGCAUGACAGGAGCGUUGACGGUAUGAGCGAAUGGCAAUGAAGAAAGUGACAAUAUCAGGAGUGUUUAAAGAGUGUUGUGUGUGUAUGCGUGUGCGUGUUGUUGUUACAAUGUUGAAUGUUUUUCCUUUGUCCAUGAGAGAUUCAUCUGAGCGCGUAUGCGUGCACUUGCUUUUGACACUUAAUCUGCUUCAGUCAGGGAAGUGAAUAAGGUGUGUCUGACAGAUUGGCUUUUUUGAGACUGAGUGUGUUUGUACGAGCGUGUGUGACCACCAGACAUUGUGAUAGCUGAAAAGUUCAAAAACAUUGGCACUAUUGCAUAUGUCUUUUUUUUAAGCAGCGUUUUGUCCAUUUGUUCUUUUUUUUUUUCUUCUUUCUGUCGAAUGCAAUUUAAGAUCAUAUGUUUUUAAGACAAAGCAACCAACUGAAGGCAUUUCUGUAAAAAAAUGCCAAAAUCCUACCAUACCAAGCUCAGCUGGAAACAGUGUUUUACAGACACGUUAAAGACGGUAGCUGUUAUGUUUUACUGUUUGUUUUUGAUGUUAUGUAUCAGUUUAAAUUAAGUCGGUCUUUUUCACUCCUGUUCAGGAUGUUUUCAUUUAUUUCAAAUGUUACAAAAAGGAGAUGAAAUUAAUUUAAAGUGGAAAAGAACAAGAUAAUAAAGGUUCAAAUGUC
This is a messenger RNA of Syngnathoides biaculeatus (alligator pipefish), 8328 nucleotides long. It is a transcript of the gene tnrc6ba, whose product is annotated as trinucleotide repeat containing adaptor 6Ba. Gene Ontology annotation, cellular component: nucleoplasm; P-body. Gene Ontology annotation, molecular function: nucleic acid binding. The transcript is spliced from 21 exons. The coding region runs from base 428 to 6550 and encodes 2040 amino acids. Gene Ontology annotation, biological process: positive regulation of nuclear-transcribed mRNA poly(A) tail shortening; miRNA-mediated post-transcriptional gene silencing. The record is from RefSeq and is a predicted model, not a curated record. Lineage: Eukaryota; Metazoa; Chordata; Actinopteri; Syngnathiformes; Syngnathidae.